Melampsora larici-populina 98AG31 is the source of this 267-nucleotide messenger RNA. RefSeq lists its product as uncharacterized. The transcript has 4 exons. Bases 1 to 267 code for a protein of 88 amino acids. Gene Ontology annotation, biological process: mitochondrial electron transport, ubiquinol to cytochrome c. The record is from RefSeq and is a predicted model, not a curated record. NCBI's taxonomy places the organism in Eukaryota, Fungi, Basidiomycota, Pucciniomycetes, Pucciniales, Melampsoraceae.
AUGAACCUGAAUUCCAUUCCCAACCGAACCAUCAGGAAACCCAAGUACUCUCCAGUAAUCAAACCAAGACCUCAUCUGAUGGGUAUCACGUCACAAACCGUAUCUAAAUGGAUUCCAACUUUAGGACUUUGGGGUGCAGGUGUAGGUUGUGCUGUGACUCUUUUUGCAUCUGCAAUUCCUAGAUUUCAAAAUGACGUAUUGAAGAACAUUCCAGGAGUGGCUGGUUAUUAUGAAUCUAAAAUUCCAGAAUGUGAUAAACCAUUCUAG